UCCAUUUUCUGCCUCGGGUUGCCUGUGCCAUGUUCCCUUGCGGAGUGCCGUCUUGCGUGGGGGCCAGGGAGGUCCCUGGUGGUGGCUGCCCCCCCCCGCCUUUCCUAAUGAAGCCUAUGGUUGCCUUGAGAAGAUGAGGGAGAGAGGUCUUAACAUCCUUCAAGCCCUGGCAAGGGGGCCAUGCAAAGGAGGCCAAGAUCUGCAUCACCCCAGAGCGCAGCAUGUGGACUGAUGGGCUCAGGGCUGCUUCCAGCCCUGCUCCUGGCCCACCUCCAGAUCAUGCCACCCAGGCCGAAGCCCUUCCAGGGCCAGCGGUACCGCCGCCUGAAGCAGAGCUGCCUUCAAGCACAAAGCCUCUUCCAGGACCCGGAGUUUCCGGCCACAAAUGCCUCCCUCGUUCACCACCGAGACCCUCCAGAUGGGGUCUCCUGGAAGCGGCCAGGGGAGCUGUGCUCAGAUCCCCGGCUCUUUGUGGACGGCAUCAGCCCCAGGGACCUGCGCCAGGGCAGCCUCGGGAACUGCUGGUUCGUGGCUGCCGCCUCCUGCCUGGCCACCAAACCUGCACGCAUCUGGAGGAAGGUGAUCCCGCAGCCCGGGAAGCAGGACUGGGACCCGCGCCGGCCCCAGAGAUACUGUGGCAUCUUCCGCUUCCGCUUCUGGCGCUGGGGGUGCUGGACAGAGGUCUGCGUGGACGACCGCCUGCCCUGCCGGCACGGGAGGCUCCUCUUCUGCCACUCGGCAGACCCCCGCGAGUUCUGGAGCGCCCUCCUGGAGAAGGCCUAUGCCAAGCUCAAUGGCUGCUACGAGGCUCUGGAGGGUGGCAACACGGCUGAGGCGCUGGUGGACUUCACGGGCGGCAUCUCGGAGCCGCUGGCCCUGGGCGAGGGGGGCCUCCGUGGGGACGCCGAGAAGCAGAGGCAGCUCUUCCAGCAGCUGAGGGCAGCCCAUUCCCACUCCGCCCUCAUCAGCUGCUCCAUCCAGACGCUGCCGGGCACAGAUCCGGAGGCCCAGCUGCCGUGCGGCCUGGUCCAGGGCCAUGCCUACAGCAUCACGGCGGUGCAGAGCCUCCGCCUCCGCCGGCACCUCUUCGAGCUCUUCCGGACCAAGAGGCUGUGCCUGCUGCGCCUGCGCAACCCCUGGGGCUCGGUGGAGUGGACCGGGGCCUGGAGCGACACGGGAGGGGGGGGGGGGGGGGCAGCCGGGGGGACAGGAUCCAGCCGGGCCCUGAGGCUGGGUAGAGCCAGCAAGGCGGUCUGGGGCCGGAACUGGCCAGAGGACAGGGAGCGCUCAGAAGGUCCCCCCGGGCCAGGGCUCUUGGAGGGCUCCCAGUCCCCAGAAUGGCAGCGGGUGAGCCAGCGGCAGCGACGGCGGAUGGGGGUCACAGUGCAGGAUGACGGGGAAUUCUGGAUGUGCCUGGAGGACUUCUGCACCCAUUUCACAGACAUUGUCAUCUGCUGGCGCAUGAACACGGCACGCCUGAGCUGCCGACGGAGCUGGGUGGAAAGUCUGCAGUUCGGGGAGUGGAGUCCCCAAAAGGGCCACGCGGGCGGCUGCCUGAACCACCGGGACACCUUCCUCAGCAACCCCCAGUUUUUCUUUGAGGUGCCGAAGGCUCCCGACUCCAUUCUGAUCUCGCUGCAACAGAAGGACACGCGGCAGCUGCGGGGGUCCAGCACGGGGGGGCGCAACCUCUUCAUGGGCUUCGAGCUCUUCAGGGUGGAGCAGAACCGCCGCUGGCGCCUGCACUGCAUCCCGGCCCGCGUGGCCGGCGCCACUUACAGCAACUCUCGCAGCGUCCUGCUCCGCGCAGAGGUGCCCGCCGGGCGCUACGCCCUGCUGCCCACCACCUUCGACCCAGGCCAGAGCGGCGCCUUCCUCCUGCGGGUCUACAGCACACGGCCGGCCCGGCUGCGGUGA
Messenger RNA from Varanus komodoensis (Komodo dragon), 1917 nucleotides. RefSeq names its product calpain-5-like. The transcript has 10 exons. Gene Ontology annotation, cellular component: cytoplasm. The coding region runs from base 181 to 1917 and encodes 578 amino acids. Lineage: Eukaryota; Metazoa; Chordata; Lepidosauria; Squamata; Varanidae. Gene Ontology annotation, biological process: proteolysis. The record is from RefSeq and is a predicted model, not a curated record. Gene Ontology annotation, molecular function: calcium-dependent cysteine-type endopeptidase activity.